CCUACUGGCUGGGUGUUACGAAAGGGCUGUGCUGCGGAGAGAGCCUGCCCUGUGCCUGCAGUCGACAGCCCCCUUGGCGGGGCCCCAGCCCCAGCGUGUGAGGUUAUGUAAGGAGCUUUUAGUCCAGUUUCCUGGUUUCCGCAGCUCCAGCCCUCUGAAUGCUCGCAGAACGUACGAGCCAGCCAAUGAGAGCACAUCUUAGACCGCUGCUCACACGCGCACACAUGCUGAGAGAGAGACACACACACACACCCCACGGUACACCACGCGUUCAGACAGCCGGACAAACACAGCAGAUAGGGAGUUAGAGGAGACAGAGAGAGAGAGAGAGAGACGGCAGACAGUCGUUGUGUAACAGAAGUGAGAAGAAACCGAGGAAGAUAAGACAAAGUGUUCAUAGUUGGGGGAGGACGAAAAGAAAAGAGGAAUUAGUUAUUGCCUUAUCAAGUGCCAUUUCAGACUCUCACCACCAAACUGGUGUGUGUGUGGGGGGGUCCAGUCUUUGGCAGAAAGAAAGACUCGUCUGGAGAACAAAGCAACAAGCCUCGGACCAAACAGAAGAACCAGAGACCACAACAGAGACCGAAAGAGCGAGUGCGGUUAGGAGGGUAGAGAGGAGAGUAGUCUGUUAGUUAACCAGUAAGACUACUAGAGUCUCGACUUUUUGUCCCAGAGUGCUCCGACACACCAGAACCGGCAAACUCAGAACAGCCAUGCUGCUGCUGGAUGAAGCCGACGCGCUCACAGACCAGCCAAAGAGUGCUGCGUUCAGCUCGGAGAAUGAAGCUCAGGGUGGUGACUCCUCGGGGUGGCAGUGCAUGCCCCCGUCUACCUCACCCUCCGGCGAGGCCCCGUCGCAGCCAGCCUCGGGGCCCCCCGCCCGGGCCCCAGCCCACAGCCACAGCCCCCCAGCACUGACCCUCAGUGGGACCAAGAAGAGGAGUUCCAAGCCUGCACACCUAAGAAGGAACAUCAGGAAGUUGCUGCGUGAGCAUCAGCUGGAGGCAGGUACCAAAGCGGCCCAGCUGGAGGAGCUAGAGAGGCGAAAUCGCCUGCAGGAGCUGCAGAGGAAAGACUUCCCACUGCCCUCUGCCUACUCACAAACACCAGGAGAUUCGUCUCUGUGUGCCAGUGCGCAGGUAUCCAAACGGGAGCUAAUCUGUCUAGACAGCAGCACUGGCAGCUCUAAAGCCAGGAGAGAGCAGGAUGCCAAAUCACGACUCUCCGCACCCACCAUUAAAGAAGAUGUGAUUGUGCUGAGCUCCAGUGAAGACGAUGCCCUCCACAGCAGCAGAAGACGAGCGGCCGCCGUGGAGGAAGAUGAUGAUGAGGAGGAAGAGAUUGAGGAGGAGGAAGAAGAGGUGGUGCCCGGCACAGAGGAGAUCUGCGGAGCGCACGCCAACGACAGCCUAAACCAGCCGGACGCCCAGGGACGGGUCCUGGUCAAUGUUAAUCAUCCGGCCGAGGAGGCGGACCUCUUCCUCUCCCCACAGCUUGCCAGAGUGGUCAAGCCCCAUCAGAUCGGUGGUAUCCGGUUCCUGUAUGACAACCUGGUGGAGUCGCAGGAGCGCUUCAAGAGCAGCAGUGGUUUCGGCUGCAUCCUGGCCCACAGCAUGGGGCUGGGCAAGACGCUGCAGGUCAUCUCCUUCAUAGACAUCCUGCUCAGACACACCGGGGCGCACACCGUCCUCGCCAUAGUCCCUGUGAACACUCUUCAGAACUGGUUGUCAGAGUUCAAUAUGUGGGCGCCUCCUGCUGAGGCCCUGCCCCCUGAUACAGACCCUGCCCACGUCGCCCCACGCACCUUCAAGGUCCACAUCCUCAACGACGAGCACAAGAGCACGGCCGCCCGUGCCAAGGUGGUGGAGGACUGGCAUCGUGACGGGGGCGUGCUGCUGAUGGGCUACGAGAUGUACCGUCUGCUGUCCCUGAAGAAGAGCUUUGUGGCGGGCCGCAAGAAGAAGGCCAAGAAGCCCUCAGGACCCGUGGUCAUCGACCUGGACGAGGAGGACAGACAACAGGAGCUGCUCAAAGGUAUCGAGCGUGCCCUGUCACAGCCAGGCCCGGAUGUGGUGAUCUGCGACGAGGGCCACCGCAUCAAGAACUGCCACGCCAGCACCUCGCAGGCCCUGAAGGGCAUUCGCACCCGGCGCCGCGUGGUGCUCACGGGCUACCCGCUGCAGAACAACCUGAUCGAGUACUGGUGCAUGGUGGACUUUGUGCGGCCCGACUUCCUGGGCACGCGGCAGGAGUUCAGCAACAUGUUCGAGCGACCCAUUCUGAACGGGCAGUGCGCGGACAGUACGGUGGAGGACCUGCGGCUCAUGCGCUACCGCAGCCACGUGCUGCACAGCCUGCUGGAGGGCUUCGUGCAGAGGCGGGGUCAUGACGUGCUGCGUUCCCAGCUUCCAGUGAAAGAGGAGCAUGUGAUCCUGGUGCGUCUGUCUCCCCUGCAGAGGGCGCUCUACACCGAGUUCAUGAGUCGCUUCAGGGAGGCCGGCAACAGCGGCUGGCUCAGCCUCAACCCCCUCAAGGCCUUCUGCGUCUGCUGCAAGAUCUGGAACCACCCUGACGUGCUGUACGAGGCCUUGCAGAAGGAGAACUUGGCCAGUGAGCAGGACUUGGACCUGGACGACAUCACCACCAACCAGGCGGCAGCGCGCUGCCCGGCGCCCCAGCCCAAGGGGAAGGCACCCAGCGAGGUGGCCAGCAGCAUGGGAGGCCUCAGCCUCACCGCCCUCCAGGAGAAGGCCAACCAGGUCAUCUCCUACGAAUGGGCAAAGGACAUCAUGGCCGACUACGAGCCUGGAAUACUGGAGAACUCUGCCAAGAUGGUCUUGCUAUUUCACCUUAUCGACGAGAGCGUUCGGAAUGGAGACAAGAUUCUGGUUUUCAGUCAGAGCCUGUCUACACUGUCGGUGAUUGAGGAGUUCCUGGCCAAGAGGCAGAUUCCCGACAACAAGUACUCCACCCCUGGCCAGACCUGGGUGCGCAACGCCAACUACUACCGUUUGGAUGGAAGCACGUCAGCGUCUGAACGGGAGAGACUCAUCAACCAAUUUAACGAUCCAGCCAACACCUCAGCCUUGGUCUUUUUACUCUCUACUAGGGCUGGCUGUCUGGGGGUGAACCUGAUUGGCGCUAACCGUGUGGUGGUGUUCGACGCCUCCUGGAACCCGUGCCACGACGCCCAGGCCGUGUGCCGCGUCUAUCGCUACGGGCAACGCAAGCAGUGUCACAUCUACCGGCUGGUGUGUGACUUCACCCUGGAGAAGAAGAUCUACGACCGGCAGAUCUCCAAACAGGGCAUGUCAGACCGCGUGGUGGAUGACAUGAACCCGGUGCUGACGUUCACGCGGCGUGAGGUGGAGUCCCUGCUGCACUUCGUAGAGGAGGAGCCAGAGCCAGCCGAGUCGGCCAAGCUGCUGCAGCCUGGAGAGGACAUGGAGCUGGUCAUCAAACACGCCUGCCAGCGCUACCCUCACCUCAUCACCAAGCAACCCUUCCAUCACGAGUCUCUGCUGAUUGACCGGCGGGAUCUGAGGUUGACAAAGUCAGAGAAGAAAGCUGCUAAGAAGGGCUACGAGGAGGAGAAGCGGGCGUCUGUGCCCUACACCCGCCCCUCCUACGCCCACUACUACCCCGCCAGCGACCAGAGCCUCACCAACAUCCCCGCCUUCAGCCAGCGCAACUGGCGUCCUCCAGCGCGGACAGAGGAGAAGCCGCUGGCCAGCGUGCGUCCUGUCCAGUCCACACCCGUUCCCAUGAUGCCCCGGCCGGCCACCCAGGGCUCAGCUCCCGCCCCCGCACCAAACUUCCCCGUCAAUCAUCUGCAGAAGGCCGGAGUACUGGUCCAGAAGAUAGUCACCACCACCGACAUGUUCAUCCCGGGUACCAACAGCACUAAAGACACCCAGACCCGCAUCUCCGCUGGGGAGAGCAUCCACGUCAUCAGAGGAACUAAAGGGACUUACAUUAGGACCUCUGAUGGAAGGAUCUUUGCAGUGCGUGCUGCAGGCAAGCCCAAACAGCCAGGGGACGGGGACGCAGCCACAGCUAAAGCCGCUGCACACCCUGACAAAGAGGCCUUAAGUGGCGCCAUGAACGGCAGCGGAUCUCCAGAUCGCAAGAGAGCCGCCGCCGCAGACGGGGCCUCGGGCGACCUGCUGCCCCGGCCCCUCUCUCCAGACGGCCCAGAGAUCCUGAGCGAGCUCCAGUGCUUGAUGAAGCCCCAGCAGCCCACUGCCACGCCCGGAGCCACCCAGGAGAACGGAGCAGGAGAUGGGGCACCCCUUGUCAAGCCUGUCCCUGUACCCCAAAAGCAUACCACCCAGUCAGAUGACGAUCAAGAUGCCUCUGCGCCCCUAGACCUGCGUGGUGGUGGUGGUGGUGGUGGUGCAUCAAAACGCAAGCGUUCCCCUCCUGCUGCGGAGAAGUCCGAGGCUGACCAGCCAUCUGCGGCCAAGCGGAGCUCUGGGCUGCUCCAGCCCCCGGUGUACCCCUUUGGUGCAGGGCCGUACGGGCUGAACCCCGCUCUCAACCCUGCCCUCAACCCCUCCCUGCUGGGCCCCAUGUGCCACCCCCUCUUCAUGGGGCCCGGUUCGCCCUACGCUCCCCUUGCCGACCCCCGCCUCAUGUUCCCCAUGGGCCCUGAUCCCUUUGCAUCCUCUCCCUCCCCCUGCUCCUCCUCAUCCUCCUCCACCUCCUCUCUCUCCACCACCAACACCAAAACCACACCAUCCUUCUCCUCCUCCUCCUUGUCUGGCUACACCCCUUCCACCUCUCCCCCUACCUCCACCUCCACCAACACCAACACCACCGAUUCCCAUCCCUCCAUCCCUCCGUUCCUGCUGCGGCCAGGCAUGGUGGGCAUGUUGCCCCCGGGCUUCCCCCUGCCUUACGGCCAGGCCCUGGGCAUGUACCCCAGCUCCCUGCUCCCCGGCGGCCUGCCCGCCGCCACCCCGGGCCCCGCUGGCACCAGCUUCCUGUCCCGCUUCCCCUCCUCCAAUCCACUGGGGCCCGCGCUCAACAACACCCCGCCACUAGGGGGAGAUAACGACAGCAGUAGCAGCAGCAAUGGCAGCAGGGAUGGGGCAGGCCACAUGGAUGAGCGUGAUGAUGAUGUCAUUGAGGUCAUGGGCCAGUAAGGGGACAUGAGGUGGGUGGAGGGAUGUCCUUUGGCAAAUCCUGGUGAGCAAGAAGGUAGCGGCGUAGUUGACAAUGUAGGGUAGAGAACAAUCAUCAAAAUUAAGCAACAAAAAAGAAAAUGAAAAUCAACUACAAACUGACUGAGCUGCCGGUUUUCUGCUCGCAGACUUUGUGACCCCCUUUUGACAUGGCUCCGAUCUCAACAGCCGAAGCUGAGAAUGUGAAGCAGCAGUGCGACUGGACUAGUGGAAAAGCGACAAAUCCUUAUGCUGUAUAUCUUAUUUAAAGAGAGGAGGAAGGAAGAAGAGACUGAGACGGGAGGGAGAGAGAAGAGAGAGCCACUGGGCUUCCAGUAAUGCUUGUGCUACACUCUGUGUGUAGUAAGACAGACUUGCAGUCGGUCCUGACUUGGGGAGGGAGGGAGGGGGAGAGAGCAGCAACUUGCUUCCUGCUCUGAUGGAGUUCAACGUCAAUUUCUUCAACUGUUUGCAUUUUUCUAGCAGGUGGUAGUAGAUGGUAGAGAACAUUAGGCAAUCCGGUAGAAUUUAGGACAGUAGUAAUGAUGCCUGUUUGGUUGGAGGAAAAACAAUAUUGUUGAUUGUUUUUUGAUUGAUUACUGUUAUUAUUGCUACUACUUUAGGCAUUUUAGAAAUUCAUAUGAUCAUAAAUCAUAAUUGAUUACAAUCUUUCCCAUUUUCCCCCUCAGGAUUACAUGAGGGGACUUAAAUUUGAAUUGAAUUCUUUCAAUCUUUUUUUAUUACUGAAAGUUGGCAGUGGGAAAAAUGGGGGACGGUGCAAAGAAUUCACAGGCAGGGCUGAAGAUUAUAUAAAAAAGACUAACAUGACGGCAAGAAAUGAAAACGAAAUGUAACAAAAACCUUAAACAAAACGAAUGUAUCAUUAUUUGCGCCUUUAAAAACGCAGUGUUUGCGAGCACAGGCCUUAGAGACAUUUGACUGAAGACCAUUUGAUACUCUAAGUUUUUUGUUCUUCUUGUUGUGUUUUUCUAAUGUAAUGUUACUGUGGUACCGUCUUUGGUGUCAAAAACUAGCAGCCUGAACAUCGCACACAGACAGUGGAAAUGUCCUUGAGAAUAAUGUGUAUCAAGAUAUUUUUCCGUUUGUCGUACCUCAGCCUUUAACUCGACUCGACGAAGGUAUAAAAAAAGACAUCAACCCAACCAAGAGUUGUUUUCGGAUGAAUGCUGUGGGUGUUCAAUGCCUUGCCGCUGCGUCACUUGAAUGUCCUUGUGGAAGCUGAGGAACCCCCAAGCAGACGUUUCCUCUCUUCACCCACCCACCCACCAUAGUCUUAUCAGAGCUGAGCUUGUUCGUCUGUACAUAGUACUACCACCAGUAGAGCUAUUUAAACUGUUGGUCAAGUGUUUCACUCUGCAUCAUCUGUAGUUCGAACUGUCAUCUGUCUGUCUGUCUAUCUGUCUACAUUCAGCAUCACCAGAAAGGCUAUCUCAACCUCUAGAGCCCUAACUGUUGUAUUGUUUUGUGUAACACCAACACUGAAAAUUCUAUCAAGAUCCAAAAUAAUACAGGGGUGAGUUUCUCAAAAGAGAAGUUGUUAGCCUGUUAGCAACUUCGGUAGUUGCCAAUGGGAAAAUGCAUUGAAAACAGCAAAGUAACUACUGUAGUUAGCAACUUUGGUUUUGAGAAAUUCACCCCAGGGUUGUAGUUGCUCCAUACCAAAAACAACAAAAUGGCACCAAUAUCUCCAAUUUGAAAGAAAGGACAAUUCUGAAAAAAAAAAAAAAAACAAAUUGCCAAAAUGAUGCUUACGGCCCUCUUCUAUCUCCUGCUACUGGAGUGUUUUCGAAAAGCGAGACCAAACUAUUUACUCCAUACUUGAAAAGUGAAUUUCAAGGAUUGUAAAGAAAUGAUUAUUAAGAGGAAGCCAAUGGCAAGGAUUUUAAGGCAACCGAGAAAAACAAGAGCAACAGUAAAGUACAAAUUGGGUGAUGUGUGUGGCAAUCAGUCAUCUUACCAAAUACUAAAAUGAGAUAAUGUUAGACAAUUACUCUGUUUGACUUACAGCAAAGCAACUCGCAGUUCAUUUGUUUCAUGGUCUGUACAAAAACAAGCAUUUUAACAAAAGCUUUUGGUAGUUCCUGACGUGUGCUUUUACAGAUAAGUGUGACUUAUAAGUUUCUCAUGCGUGGUGGAUCAGGGGCAUUGCUUCAGUGCGUGGCAUCAUUGCUUUGCUGUGUUUACAAAUGCCACCCAGUUUCUGCCCUUUGCCCACUUCCUCCCUGUUUGCCCUCCUGUGUGCGAGAGGGAGGAGUCUUCUGUCCCUCUGAUUCCAUUGGUCGAUUGACAUCUAGACGCAAGGAGAAGAAUCAUUUGGCCUCCUGUUUCACUGUAACCUAAAGAUUGAAACAUUCUAUUGAAGAAUUUUUCACUUUUCAAACUGUUUCUUUGACUUUUUUGUACUUACGUUGUUGGUUUACCUGUGUUUGUUAGUCCUCUCUUUUUUUGUCUGAGGUUUGACAAUUUACCAAAUUUAAUUUAUUUAUGACAUUUGCAUAUUUAUUCAUUUGUAUUUUUUAUUUUUGUACUUUUUUAAAAUUGGGGGAUUUUUUUAUUCUUGGUGGCUGAAUGCCUCUGCUCUGACGCAAUAGUGGCGUAGUAAGGAGUUUAAUGUGUUUGUAUGACCUUCUGACACGAAGUCAGACCUGGACCAAUGUGAGAAAUGCAGUGCCGUGGAUUAUUGGUCUUUGUGACCCCGCAUCUAUCCCCACUGCACAUGCUCAGAGCGAGGGUGUGACGUUCAGUGCCCCUGAACACCUGUGAUGUCAUUCCUGGUGGCCAAAAUCCCUCAACUGUUCAGUUUUUUGUUCUGUUUUUUUCCAUCUGGUUUCUGUUUGUUUUUAAUUACGACUUUUGUUUCAUUUCAUUUUUGCAUUAUUUCAUAGCUAUCUACUUGAAGAGAAGUAUUUAUUUGUUUAUAGGAGGGGUUGGUAGCUGAACAGGUAGCUGCUCUACAUUUUGUUUGGAGAAUUCGGACUAAGUUGAGGUAAAUUUUUAAAAAUCAAGCUGCUGAGAGUCAGGUGGCCUGUUCUGGAAAAACUCCAUUCAUACUGACCUGUGUCACGUCGGCUCUUCAAUUCAUUCUCUGUUUUUCUUUACCUUUUUGAAAGUUUGUGAAUAAAAACAAAUUUAAUGUU
Engraulis encrasicolus (European anchovy) is the source of this 8323-nucleotide messenger RNA. RefSeq names its product helicase ARIP4-like. The transcript is spliced from 21 exons. NCBI's taxonomy places the organism in Eukaryota, Metazoa, Chordata, Actinopteri, Clupeiformes, Engraulidae. The record is from RefSeq and is a predicted model, not a curated record. Gene Ontology annotation, cellular component: nucleus. The coding region runs from base 714 to 5147 and encodes 1477 amino acids. Gene Ontology annotation, molecular function: ATP hydrolysis activity; ATP binding; ATP-dependent chromatin remodeler activity.